Messenger RNA from Aethalodelphis obliquidens (Pacific white-sided dolphin), 6828 nucleotides. It is a transcript of the gene ZNF875, whose product is annotated as zinc finger protein 875. Gene Ontology annotation, molecular function: zinc ion binding; RNA polymerase II cis-regulatory region sequence-specific DNA binding; DNA-binding transcription factor activity, RNA polymerase II-specific. Gene Ontology annotation, biological process: regulation of transcription by RNA polymerase II. NCBI's taxonomy places the organism in Eukaryota, Metazoa, Chordata, Mammalia, Artiodactyla, Delphinidae. The transcript is spliced from 5 exons. The record is from RefSeq and is a predicted model, not a curated record. Bases 3349 to 5289 code for a protein of 646 amino acids.
CUGCGCCACCAGGGAAGUCCCAAGGACUGUUUCUUUAUAGUGAUUUUAUGCAAAAACUCCAUAUGUUCUUCCUGCCUCCUGUAUCCCCAUGAGCACCUCUCUCUGCCCCCAUCUAAUUAUUUCUUCCCUCUCUCAUAUCCUAUUGUUCUGUUAGUUUUCUGCCCUGAAAGUUGACUGCUAGCUUCUUAGUUUUCUGCCUUAAUUUCUAAGUCAUAGAUUACUUUCAGGCUAAAAGUUUCCUUCUAACCACUGUUUUAUUCCUCAUCAUUCAUUGGAAAUUAAAUCAAUUUUUAAUAAUUUGACUCAUCAGUGAUUUAGACUAGCCCUUCUUCCCCAGUUCUGUAGUUUUGUUUUUCCCUUUUGUGGUCAUUUUUAUUUAAACUUUUGACCUUACUGAAACUAGAACUUCCGUCCAAAAAUGUAUAUAGAGCUGAAGUUUUUGCCCUGUUUUUUUGGGCACUGUGUUUAAGGUGGUAUCUCUGGGUACUCAGGUAACCUCAUUCCACAGAUUUCCAUCUGAAGUUAUUUUCACUAUUGUUUCUUCUAAUGAUUUUGUAGAUUGCAGGUCAAUUUCUUAUUCAACUUACCAGUGACACCGUAGUUUGUAUGGCUUUUAAUUUCAAAGAAUAUUUUUUCACUUUUUUUCUUUUUAACUGAUUUUUAUCUGAUGUUAAUUGUAACCAGAUAUGUUCCCUAGAUAGGCAUGACUAGAUUUUUUUCCAUUGUGUUUAUAAUUUAAAUGGAUUUUCACAUCUUUGAGCCUCAGAGCCCAGAUAGGAGUGUGGGAAAUAGGACUCCUCAAAGGACAGAGAUUAAAUCUCAAAGCUCUUAGAUUUAUUAAGCAAACUCAGGUCCAGGGUAAAAGGGUUCUGUACCCCCAAUUCCAAUGUGUGGGGUUUUUUUCCUCCACACAUCCAAGCAAUUCUGGGACACCAAAUGAGUGUCCUACAAUUCAACUCAAUUCUGACACUGUUUACCCAGAGAUAGCAUCAGAUUCCACAGGUGAGGGGCUCAGUCCUGCAAGACUGUUCCCCACUCCACCCACCCAAGGUACCAGUCAUAAGUCCAGGUUGUCACCUGGGCUUCUGACCAACUGGCUAUAGACUGGAGGUGCCAACAACCCCCUCCUCAUUUAAUUUGCUGGAGUGGCUCACAGAAUCCAGAGAAUCAUUUUACUUACUAGAUUACCAGUUUAUCAUAAAAGAUUAUAACUCAGGAACAGCCAGAUGGAAGAGAUGCAUAGGGCAAGGUAUCGGGGAGGGGUGCAGAGCUCUCAUGCUCUCUGAACACGCUAGUCUCCCUGAAUCUCUACCAACCUGGAAGCUCUCCAAACCCCAACCUUUUGGGGUUUUAUGGAGGCUUCAUUACAUAGGUGUGAUGGAUUAAAUCAUUGGUCUUUGGUGAUUGAUUCAAUCUCCAGUCCCUUUCCCCUCCCUGGAAGGGAGAAAGGGGAGAAAGUUCCCAGGGCCCCAUCAUCACCCAAUCUGCUGUUAUGUUUGAUUUAUUAUAGAUAACCUGUCAGCCUGGAUCUCUCUUCACAGACUGUGUACACAUGUCUACACAUAAGGAUCUGGAUUAUCUCAGGAUCCCACCUCCUCUGCUCCCACCCCCCCAACCCUCCAUCCCUUCUCUGACACUUUUCAGUCCCUCCAUUUCAUUUGUGCUCCUCUCAGCCCCAUGCCUGACUUUGGUGCCCACUGAGUUCUUUUAGAAACACUCCACAUUCAGGGAUAUGAAAUCCUUGGUGAGGUCUGUCAAGGAUUGGAAUAGGGUGCUGGGCUGAUCCUCCUUCCUGAACCCCUGUGCAGUCGGGGAGGCUGAUGCUAACAUGCAAACCUUUUUCUUUUUUACUUCUCCAGGCAAAGGGAUAUUGGGAAAGAUUCUGGAGUAGAGUGUUAAGAUUUAAGAGUAUUCUUUGAAUAUUUGCACCAUGAUGGGCCUUGGAGGUGCCUUGAGGGUGGUGCUUUGAGUGGAGUAGUUAUCAGGAAAUUGUGGAUUUUAAGGAAGUCAGGAAAGAAGACAUCACUGACAAUUCAACAAUUCAGGGUAAGCUCCUAAAGGACUCUUUCUGGCUACUUAAUGCCCAGAAGCCAACCCCUCACCUCUUAUCAAAGCUAUAGGCCACUAGGCGCCAAUGAGGUUCAUGUAGCAUCAGAUCUAUCUAUGCUUUUCCUUAAUGUGGGGAUUUGGGGUCAGAAUUUAAGGAAGCACCAAAAACACUCAUUAAUCAAGAUAAAUAUUUUAAUGUAUUAUCUUAAAAAUAAAAAUGAUGAACCAAAUCUCCCCCUCCCCCCAAUCCAUGAUGAACAAAACUGUCAAAUUAUGCCUCCUCUUCACCCCUGUCUCCCUCACCAUCACCACCACCACCACCACCACCACCACCACCACAAGCUCGGAAAGUUUCCUCCAAGCGAUACCUGUACCAGGGUUUGCUGGCUCGAGCCGUGGGGCUUCAUUAUACUGCUACCACCAGGGAACCUUUUGCUCUUUACCCAAGUCCAGCCUCUCCACUCCUCAAAAUCCCGGGCACACAAGACGAAAGCCACUCCCACCGCCAUUCCAAGUUGGCCCAAGCCAAUCCCGCUCUCUCCGAAAACAGCCUUGGUGUUCCCUGUCUAUAGUGGCGCCCCCUCCCAACCUCGGGGACGUAAAGCCGGUGUCGCUCCUAUCUGGGCGUCCCAACAGAGCAUCACCCCCCUUCCCCACCCUCCAAGUGCUUUACUCUGAGCCGCGCCCACAUCGGCCCGCCUCUGGUCCAGCCCGUGCCCACCCUGGUUUCAGCUCCGGGAAGGGGACACCAGUGGAGACUUGGGUGGGGAAGCUUAGCUCCCCCGCGCCGCUGAAGGUCAGUGCGCACAGUCUGGUCACCCGCCGCUGCAACACCGGGCUCCAGGACCACAUUUCCUAGACUUCUCGGCGGUGUCCGCGACGCUCUCGUGGCCUGCAGAUCUCAUUGGCCCUCGACGGAGAAACUGGUGAACCUCGCGGUCUGGGCACCUUAACAACGGGCUCCUAAAUUUAGCUGUAAAAGAGGUGCAGAUGUGAGAGUCACCCUGCCAUGGAGAAGCCCACGCCCUCCUCCUCUCCACCCCAAGACUACACUCUCCAGAGGCCUCUGCGGCCACUUCCGCCCUCUCUUCCGCUCGCCCCUUAGCGUGAGGAGUUGGCGUAACAGGAACACUUCCGGCCGGUGGAGUCCGCCCAUUAGGCUGGUUGGCAACGGUGUAGACAACUGUAUUCGGGUCCUUCUCACACCUCUGCUCUUGGUUCCCGAGCUUCAGCCUCAGAAUCGAUCUGCCUUCUGAGACUUUGCCCUUCUUCAGGGAGAGCACUCAGGAGAUCAGGAAAAUGGCCACGGGGCUCCUGAAAGCCAAAAAAGAGGCAUUCAUGGCGUUCGGGGAUGUGGCUGUGGACUUCACCCAGGAGGAAUGGAGGCUGUUGAGCCCCGCUCAGAGGACCUUGCACAGGGAGGUGAUGCUGGAGACUUAUAACCACUUGGUCUCACUAGAAAUUCCAUUUUGCAAACCAAAACUCAUUUCUCAGCUGGAGCGAGGGGAAGAGCCCUGGAUAGAGGAGAGGCAACGUCCGCUGAGUCUCUGUCCAGCAGGAUCAAAGCUAGAAAUUCAACCUUGUCCCUCCUGUCCUCUGGCAUUCUCUAGUCAGCAAGCCCUCAGCCAACAUGUAUGGCUCAGUCAUCUCCCUCAGUUUUUCUCAAGUUUACGUGCAGGAAAUCAUCUCCAUUCAGGGAAACAAUAUUCAGAAGAUCAGAAACAGCAGCAGGAGCAAGUCUUUGAUCAAACCUGCUCAAGCAACAAAGCAGAAAUUCAAGAGAGAGAAGAAGAUUCCAAGCUUUUGUUUGGGAGAGUAAGUAAAAGCAGCACUUCAAAGGCAUUCUCCAGAACCCUGGAAGAACAGCCAGUAAGGUCCAAGGAAGACAACACAGUUGUGGACAUAGUGCCCAGCCCUGCCCAGAGGACAAACCUUGAGGAAACAGACAAAACAUUACAUGGUUUAGAAGUCUCAGGAUUUGGAGCAAUCAAAUAUGGAGAGUUUGGGCUAGGCUUUAUCAAGGAGUCAAACCAGCUCAGCCUCCAGAAGACACACACAGGGGAAACCCCUUACAUGUACACUGAGUGGGGAGAAAGCUUUAGCAGUAUGUCAGUCCUCAUCAAAAACCAGAGGGCACACUCUGGGGAAAAGCCUUUUGUGUGCAGGGAAUGUGGACGAGGCUUUACUUGGAAGUCAAACCUCGUCACACACCAGAGGACACACUCAGGGGAGAAACCGUAUGUGUGCAAGGAGUGUGGACGAGGCUUUACUUGGAAAUCAAACCUCUUCACACAUCAGAGGACACACUCAGGGGUCAAGCCUUAUGUGUGCAAGGAAUGUGGGCAGAGCUUUAGCCUGAAGUCAAACCUCGUCACACACCAGAGGGCACACUCUGGGGAGAAGCCUUACAUUUGCAAGGAAUGUGGACAUGGCUUUCGCCAGCAUUCACACCUCAUCAGACAUAAGAGGACACAUUCAGGAGAGAAGCCUUAUGUUUGCAGGGAGUGUGAGCAAGGCUUUAGCCAGAAGUCACACCUCAUUAGACACUUAAGGACACACACAGGAGAGAAACCUUAUGUGUGCACAGAAUGUGGACGUCACUUUAGCUGGAAAUCAAACCUCAAGACACACCAGAGGACGCACUCAGGGGUUAAACCUUAUGUGUGCCUGGAAUGUGGGCAGUGCUUUAGCCUGAAGUCAAACCUCAACAAACACCAGAGGUCACACACAGGGGAGAAGCCAUUUGUAUGCAGGGAGUGUGGGAGAGCCUUUACCCGGAAAUCAACCCUCAUCACACACCAGAGGACACACUCAGGAGAGAAGCCAUUUGUAUGCACAGAGUGUGGGCGAGGCUUUAAUGAUAAGUCAACCCUCAUCUCACACCAGAGGACACAUUCAGGGGAAAAGCCUUUCGUAUGCAGGGAGUGUGGUAGAAAGUUUAGCCAGAAGCCAAACCUGUUUAGGCACAAGAGGGCACAUUCAGGGAGUAUACCCUUUGUGUGCAGGGAGUGUGGACAAGGCUUUUGUGAUAAGUUAACUCUCAUUACACACCAGAGGGCACACUCGGGGGGGAAGCCUCAUGUAUGCAGGGAGUGUGGGCAAGGCUUUAGCCGGCAGUCGCACCUUAUUAGACAUCAGAGGAUCCAUUCAGGAGAGAAACCUUAUAUUUGUAGGAAGUGUGGGCAAGGCUUUAGUCGGAAAUCAAACCUCAUCAGACAUCAGAGGACACACUCAGGAUAGAAACCUUGUGUGGACAAGUAGUGAAACCUUUAGCCAAUAGUCACACGGCAUGAAACACCAGAAGUCCCACCCAGGGCUGUAGCUUUAGUAAUAAGUCAGCCAUUGCCAGACUCUAAAGUAGAAACAUCUUAUGUGUGAUGGGAGUGUUCACGAGACUAAUGGUAAGGGUCAACAUCUCCAAUCCACCUGAAGCAGAAUUGCUGGCCCAUUUUCAGGGGCUCUGGCUUUCCCUAGUGGGGAUGGUAGGUUGUGGAAGGUCUCUCAGGUAACUUGAUGGAGAGAGUACUUAUUAAGUAGGUUGAAAUUAGAGAAUUGAUACUAUUCCAAUAUCAUUUCCCAAGUAUACUUGAACACUCCUUCCACAGUAACCUGGAUGUUACAAAAACAGCAAUUCUAGAGUCCAUCUCUUGAUGUCUGUCUUACCUUCUGAGAACAAGAGACAGAAACCAUGGCUGAUUUAAUCUUGGUUCCACAGAGCAUGACCCAGCAGAGUCAGCUUCAGGGAGAGUCUGGAAAAUGGUCAACUCAUGGGGACAGAGAUAGUGCUUGGGUAGAAGGUUUUAUUAUACAAAAGGCUGACAGGUAAGAAAGAUUGUAGGUAUCCUAGCUCUGAGUUUGGGAAGAGGUGUCCAUUUUUGGAAAUAUCAUAUCUUUGCUUGCUUCCUGGGGCUGUCUCUGGUUUUCAGGUUGAAUCCAUACUGAAAAUGUUUUUAUUGACUAGUGUUUUUAGACUAGAAAUGUACUAUGUACUGUUAUGAAGAAAAUAUAUACACACAUAUACAGAAAUACAAAAUGAAAUUACUUUCUAUUCUUCUUUGAGUUACCAUACAGCAUCCCAUUAGUAAUUAUUUGGUUUAAAUUUUCCCAACCAUUGUAAAAUAUACUACUUUUUUGGUUGAGAAUACUCUUUUUGAAAAUGGCAGUAUCCCACAAAUUCAUUUAGAGUCGUGUCCCAAGGCCCAGUUUUUUUUCAUGAAACUUGACUAAAUGACUGUGAAUUUUCUUUGGAAAAUAAAUUUUCUAACAACAGGCAGGAAAAUGUAGAAAUUGUAUAAUAACUUAUCUUUUUAUCUCUGUACAGGUAUUUAGAAUAAAUUUGAAAACAUAAGAGAAAGUGUAUGAGUAUUUAGAAAGUGGUGAUGUAGGAUUUAAAGUACAAUACUCAGUGGUUGGGUCAUUGGCUUUCAGUUAGGGAAAAAAUAAGCAUAGGUCCCAAAGUUUCGAUAUCCAAAGGAGUUAGAGUUAGGGAAUCACUAUCUCAAAUAAUAUGAGGUGUAAGAGUCAUAAUUUUUGUUCAAAAUCUAAGUUUGAGUGGAGUGAGCAGAACCUGGUGAAAAAUUAUGAAAUACUAUCUUAAAUGGAGCAGCUGGCAUGACCUGCCCUUCUUAGCCCUCCACAUGGUAAAUCCUGGCCUCAUGCUCUUACAUUUUCUCAACAGAAAAAUACCUUUUGAGUUUUAAUCUCUUUAAGCCUUAGAACUUAAUUACUCUUUUCCAUAAAAUCGUGUCACAAAAAUAAAGAUUCCAAAAUUAAACAUGU